AUGGCUAUGACUCCCGAGUUCAAGAAGGGAAGCAGGCUCAGCAAUAUAGAUGAGGAGAAAUCUCUUCACCCAGAGAGCGAUCAAGUAAUUCGAUUACUUCCAAAAACCGAACAACAAGUUGACGCAUUAAAGAGUUUCCAUGAACUGGUCAAGGUGGAUUUCUGGCAACCCAGCAGUAUUCUUUCUGUUAAACCUGGAGUUCUCGUAGAUAUACAUGUGCCCAGAAAUUGGUCUGAAAAAUUCUUUCAGUCACUUCUACAGGCUGGAAUUGAUUUUAAGAUCCUUGUUCCUGAUCUUCAGGGAUUAAUAGAAAUGCAAAGUGGCUCCAGAACUCGCAUGCGGCGCUCAACCCAUCUCUACAGCUACGAAGUCUAUCAUUCUUUAGAAGAGAUUCAAAGUUGGAUGCAUCACAUGAAUCGAUCACAUUCUCAGCUCCUAUAUCUUUUCUCCAUUGGAAAAUCCUUUGAAGGACGAUCUCUUUUUGUUCUUCAGCUUGGCAAGAGAUCAAAACAAUUAAAGAAAGCCGUGUGGAUAGAUUGUGGCAUUCACGCGAGAGAAUGGAUUGGUCCAGCGUUUUGUCAAUGGUUCGUUAAGGAAGCUUUGCAAACAUACCAUAGUGAUCCUUCAAUGCGACGGCUUCUGAAACAACUGUACUUCUACAUCAUGCCAGUGUUUAAUGUAGAUGGAUACCACUAUAGCUGGACAACUGAUCGUUUCUGGAGAAAGACACGUUCUAACAGUACCAAUUUCAACUGCCAUGGAGUUGAUGCCAACCGUAACUGGAAGGUCAAAUGGUCUGGUGAAGGAGCUUCCUUACAUCCUUGUGCUGAUACAUACUGUGGACCUGUUCCAGAGUCUGAGCCAGAAGUAAAGGCUGUUGCAAGAUUCCUGCAUAAACACAAGAAACAAAUUAAAGCAUACAUUUCAUUCCAUGCAUAUUCACAAAUGUUACUAUAUCCAUAUUCCUAUAAGGAUGCAACCAUUCCCAAUUUCAAGUGUGUGGAAUCUGCAGCAUUUAAGGCAGUCAAUGCUCUUUACUCAGUGUAUGGUAUCAAAUACAGACAUGGGCCAGCUUCAAGCAUUUUGUAUGUCACUUCUGGUAGUUCUAUGGACUGGGCCUAUAAACAUGGCAUCCCAUAUGCAUUUGCAUUUGAAUUACGAGACACUGGAUAUUAUGGAUUUCUGUUACCAGAAUCACUCAUAAAACCCACGUGUACAGAAACAACAUUAGCUGUAAAAAAUAUUACAAACCAUAUUCUUAAGAAAUGCCCAUUGAGAUGA
Molecule: messenger RNA, 1281 nt
Organism: Hemiscyllium ocellatum (epaulette shark)
Lineage: Eukaryota; Metazoa; Chordata; Chondrichthyes; Orectolobiformes; Hemiscylliidae
Gene: cpa6
Product: carboxypeptidase A6
Exons: 11
Coding region: 1-1281 (426 amino acids)
Biological process (GO): proteolysis
Molecular function (GO): zinc ion binding; metallocarboxypeptidase activity
Source: RefSeq, a predicted model, not a curated record